AUGAUGCGAUCAGGAGUUAAAAUGACCACCAUGUUGUUUGUACUGAUUUUAUCGCUCAUGGCCGCUUUCUGCUCUGCUCAGAACAACAAGCAAUCAGACACCAAGGUAACUGCAUUCAUACAUAUGGUCACUACACACUUUUUAAUACAGUUGAUGUUAAUUCAUGGAGAAACUAGGAAAAGCGUAUCAUGUGUUAAUUUUACUAAAUCAGUCUGCAGGUUGAUUAAGAAAUGCUCAAAAUGCAUUCAAAAAUUAAGAUGGUAUGAUUACUUGUGCAAUCGAACGCUAUAGAGAAAGAACAUUUUUACGUUUAAAACAAUCAAAAGUAACAUCAUUACCAACGUGGUAAAUACUAUAACAUAUCUUCUUUACUGAAAAAUGAAUCAUGUUCUUUAAUCACAAUUUACGCGCGUUCAUAUAAGAAACCCAAAAUAAACACUUGCAAUUAACGAAAAGCACUUCCUCACAUGGAUUGAAACGCUAAACGACAGACAAAAUGGUCCAAGGCUACUAGAAUUUGUCAUUAAAUUUUCUGUUUUUUUUGCAGCCUGUUCAAUCUUGUCCAUAUUGUAAUAAUGGUGGACAAACCGGGAUGUGGACAUACAUGACAUGUGUCCCAGGAGCCCCUGGGGCACCUGGUCGAGAUGGAGCCAAAGGAGUCCUGGGUAGCCCGGGGAAAACUGGGACCCAAGGACCACGUGGUGCUGAUGGAAAGAAAGGAGCAAAGGGAGAGACCGGGAUCCAGGGAUCCGCCGGACAAAAAGGACAGCAAGGGGACAAAGGCGGCAGUGGAACGGCACGACUGGCUUCACACAUGAACUGGAAGGAGUGCACUUGGAAAAGAGUGGACACAAAAAAUUCAGGACUGAUAUAUGUAAGUGUGCAACGUCACUUUAUCACUAUAAUUAAAGGAACAGUAUCCCGUUACUGCGCAUGUACCAAACUUUGAUUUUCUGACAGGAUGUCGCGAAUUCAAAAGAUACGAAAAGGGUAACAGAACCUUGAAAAAUCCGUUUGCAUUGCGCUUGACCAAGUUUGAUACUACACUACAACUUCUCAGAAUUACAGAUCAAUGAUAUAUUGUUCACCUUAAAUUUCGAUUUGGGCGAAAUCGGGAUAAUAACGCGUUACUUUCAUUGCCGUUGGCCGGAAGCCCAAGAGAAGGGAAACGCUUCAAUGACAGUUAAAGGCUUAUUUCUCCCGCCAGCUGACCACAUAAGCUCAGAUAAUCGUGAAAGGAAUACCCAGAAAUGGAAUAGCAACAAUAAAGACCAUGUAAGAAAGAAACCAUUGAGACAUGGAUGUGACGCACAACAUUGUGCAACGACGUGUUAGUAACUUUAAAAUAAACCUCCCUACGGCGAACAAAUCAAACAAACAGGCACUACUUGUCACUAACAUGUUUAAGGAAAGCAUAAUAUAAUGUUUGACUAACCUUUGCGAUGCUAAUUCAUCGCGUUGAGAUUGCAUUGUCAUUCAUAUCUUGCGACCUUUUGAGGCUAGAACGCGAGCAAAUAUUACUGGAUUUGACUUGUCACAAAUUGACCUCUGAUACGAGUUUCACAGCAGAAAAUCUGUUUUAAAAGCGAGCUGAACGAGCUUUUCUUGUCGCGAGGUGGACGAGCUACGACAAAAUCGCGGUAAGUCUUCGUGCCGCAAGCCAAUUUUUAAAUAGAACGAAAUACUUCUUCGAAAGUCUAAAAUAUUACUUGAGAAUGUAAACAACAAAUCUCCGUCGAUCGGCGGGCGCGGUCCGGAAGGAAAUCUUGUCGCAUUAAUAUGACAGUUCUGUUAGCUGUCGACACACUACAGACUUUUUACCUAGGUAAACUCGAAUUGUUGACAGUUACCUAGGGAAACUUGAUUUUUUAAGUGUGACCGAUUUUUCCCUAGGUAACUUACCUCGGGGAAUUUUAUCGUCUGGGGCUUUGAUAUGUCUCGAGAACAAUAGACUUUCCCUUGACAGCUACCCCAAAGCGAUAGCUAGGGAAAAAUGAAAUACCGAGGUUGCUAGCCAAUAGACGCUCAUCGGCGAAGGCCUUGAUGACAGAACCGGACAUAGCUCACGCGGUGAAAGAAAUUUGGGGGCACGAGUCGUCUACAUUUUCGCCUGUCUUCACCUUGCACGUUGAAUUAGCCUAAGAAAUACAGCGAGAUAAAAGAAAAAAAAAACGUCUCUUUGAUCCGCUAGAUCCCUGCGCGUCUUGCCUCUUUGAAUUUACGUUCCAAAAAAUUCAACUGUCCGUGAAAACCUUUGGAGCCGAUAUCAGUAGUGUGACUUUCCCAGAAUUUUUUACCGAGGUAAAACAAAACCCGAGAUGAAUUUACCGUGGGAAUUUUUUGAUGAAUUUGCCUUAGGUAAAUCGGUUUUGCCUAGGUAAAAGUCCGUAGUGUGACCACAGCUAUUGUCUUUUUAAGAAGAAACAGAUGACGCUGGCCAGAAAUCUCGAACCAAGGUUUUCGUGCUAAUUACAUGAAUGUGUUUCUUAAUGAUUUAAGCUGCUGUCAAAUCCAGCCUUGUGCGGGCUCAUUGUCACGAUACACACACAAGAAAGUAUUUACAGUCAAAAACUGGUCGCUGAACGAAACUACUGUCAAUUGUUUUGAAAUGUGUUCAAAAUGCAAAAAAUCAUCUCUCGAACGAGAGGUUUUGGAUGAAUAUCAGGAAAUUUAGCCGUGCAGUCCAUACUGAAAUUUACGGCGUUUUCAAAGUUAAAACCGAAAACAGAUUUAAUCGGCAAUUGCAAAAUGUGACUGGUUUUCGAAAGUAAGUAUCUUCAACUCCCAGAAACAAUCAGAGGCCGUUGUAUACGACGAACUCGGACCAGAACUGGAACACUUUAACAGUUACUGCAGUGGGCUCUGUUUAGCGUUGUAUUCGCCGACACUGCCAUGCAAAUCCUUUACGGUCAAUUUGCAAAUCUGUUUACUUUAAAACCGAAACGGACAAAACUUACAAGGUACUUUUAAAUGCAGAUUCAUUUAGUUAAACAAAAUAUAAUAGAAUUGAUAGGGUGUCGGCGGAUACGAAUGCCUCUAGGGCAGUUUUUUUUCGAUUUUUGAUCUCUUCUUAGUUAUUUCUCUGUAAUGAAAAUUGCCUUUAGUUGAUAUUUUCUGAGUGUCUGAAGGUGUCACCUCUCAUAGCCUGCGAACGGCAGGCAUUUCUCCUCGCUCAUCGCCGCUGAGUGACGUUUCGCGAGGAGGAACGUCUGCGACUCAGCGACGGAAAUUCCAUACUGAUGACGCAAAAUCUGUCCGGAAUCCGCUCAGAAGCGCUAAUUGGUCGACGGAGUAGUUUCAUUGUUCUAGCUAUUGUUGACAAAUGACAGACAAAAGACAAAAGGCGGCAAAGGUCAAAUGUAAAAGCGAUGAAUCUCUAACAAAACAGUCAAUAUUUGUCUUUUCUAGAAGUAGCCUUUGAGUUUUCAGUGCUGGAGCUCAUUCGCAGCUGAACACAACAGUUUUUUAAAAUCGACCAGGACAAACGUAAAAUCGAACAAAUUUGCAUUUGGAACCCCAUGACUACCGGAUUUAUUAACUAGUAAAUAUCGAUUUACUUCAUCAGUAUGGAAUUUCUGUCGUUGAGUCGCAGAAGUUCCUCUUCGCGAAACGUCCCUCAGCGGCGAAAAGCGAGGAGAAACGUCUGCCGUUCACAGGUUACACCUCUCACCGCGCAUGUCGAUUCGAAAUUUCUGGCAAUGAUUAUAUUCUACUAGUUCACACCAAGUAGUUUUCACUAAAAAGAUUGAUUGUCAUAGUACACAGAUGCUGUUUACUUUCUUUAUAUGUUCUUCAGAACUGUGACUUUGUAAAGAAAUACGCGGGCUCUUCCCUCCAUGUCUACUAUGCUGGUAACCUCAGGUAUGCCUUAUGUGACAAUUGUUGUGGUCGCUGGUAUUUCACCUUCAAUGGAGCCGAGUGCAGCUCUCCAGGAACUAUUGACGGUGCAUUCUACUUGGCAACUGGCCGAAACCACAAUCCUCAUCUUCACCGCCACAUUGAAGGUCACUGCAAUAACAUUCAGAAAGGACAGGUGAGAGUGGGAUUCUGGGUUGGAAAGUGCGUCUCAGGCCAUAAGCUUGCUGACGCUCAGACUGGUUGGCAUUCACUGAGUCGUAUCUUCAUUGAAGAAGUGCCAAAAGCCCAGCAGUAA
Messenger RNA from Porites lobata, 4153 nucleotides. NCBI's taxonomy places the organism in Eukaryota, Metazoa, Cnidaria, Anthozoa, Scleractinia, Poritidae. The record is from the annotation of a GenBank genome assembly.